UCCUGUGGGCAGCGCCUGACAGGCUCGACGCUCUCCUUUCUGCAGUUCAAGGGAAAGACGAGAUCUUGCACAAGGUGCCCCGACUCUGUCCUCCGCAAAGGAAGGGGGCCAUGGAGACUCUGGGGCUGCUCCUCCUGCUCUGGGUUGCAGAGCUGUCCCGGGCACACAACACCUCGGUGUUCCAGGGCACGGCCGGCCAGUCCCUGCGGGUCUCCUGCUCCUACAACUCCUUGAAGCACUGGGGGAGACGCAAAGCCUGGUGCCGCCAGCUGGGCGAAGAGGGCCUGUGCCAGCACGUGGUCAGCACCCACCCCACCUGGCUGCUGUCCUUCCUGAAGCGGCGCAACGGGAGCACGGCCAUCACGGACGAUGCCCUGGGCGGCACACUCACCAUUACGCUGCGCAAUCUUCAAGCCCACGACGCUGGCCUCUACCAGUGCCAGAGCCUCCACGGUAGCGAGGCCGACACCCUCAAGAAGGUCCUGGUGGAGGUGCUGGCUGACCCCCUUGAAUCCCAGUCCAAGAGCUUCCAGGAUGUCCAGAUGGAGCACAGCAUCUCCAGGAACCUUUCGGAGGAGAGCCUCUUCCCACCCACCUCCACCCUUUUCCUCCUGGCCUGCGUCUUUCUCAGCAAGCUUCUAGUAGCCAGCGCCCUCUGGGCUGCAGCCUGGCAUGGGCACAAACAGAGGACAUCCCCAGCCGGUGGGCUGGACUGUGGCCAUGACCCAGGCGACCAGGACCAAACCCUGACAGAUGAGCUUGGCGAGAGCAGUGACCAGGACCAAACCUUGACAGGAUUCCAGUCCCCUUCAAGGGGAUCAAACCCCAAAGCCUCUGAACACGUCUCAUUGUCGUGCCCCUUCCCCACCUGGACCAGCCUGGGCUGCUCACUUCCUGCUAGAGAAGGAAUGUCGCCCAUUCCUCACCCAGCCACCAAAUAACCUGUUCCCCACGCAAAUAAGGACCAAUCAGAAGACCAAUCAGAAGAUGGAAUCGGGUCUUCAGGCCGCAUUGUGGGGUAUAAAGCUAUUGCAGAGUGAGUCCCUUUUAACCUGCGUGCACGUGAGUCCCCUCUCGCUUCCUGAAAAUGUACUUUCACUUUAAUAAAUUUGUAAAACAUCC
Phacochoerus africanus (Common warthog) is the source of this 1122-nucleotide messenger RNA. RefSeq names its product triggering receptor expressed on myeloid cells 2 (gene TREM2). Bases 111 to 941 code for a protein of 276 amino acids. Gene Ontology annotation, cellular component: cell surface. Gene Ontology annotation, molecular function: signaling receptor activity. The transcript is spliced from 5 exons. The record is from RefSeq and is a predicted model, not a curated record. Lineage: Eukaryota; Metazoa; Chordata; Mammalia; Artiodactyla; Suidae.